Messenger RNA from Perognathus longimembris pacificus (Pacific pocket mouse), 2834 nucleotides. RefSeq names its product denticleless E3 ubiquitin protein ligase homolog (gene Dtl). The coding region runs from base 125 to 2314 and encodes 729 amino acids. Gene Ontology annotation, cellular component: nucleus. The record is from RefSeq and is a predicted model, not a curated record. The transcript has 15 exons. Lineage: Eukaryota; Metazoa; Chordata; Mammalia; Rodentia; Heteromyidae. Gene Ontology annotation, molecular function: protein-macromolecule adaptor activity; protein binding. Gene Ontology annotation, biological process: mitotic G2 DNA damage checkpoint signaling; proteasome-mediated ubiquitin-dependent protein catabolic process.
AGUGGCGGGAGUUGGAGGCUCUUAACGGGUCGUGUGGCGGAGGGCGCAAUCCACGGUUCCGCGGAAACGUGGCGUCCGUUUUUCACGGCUUUCUUCCCAGCUGCGCCCUUUUUUUCUGGUCCAGAUGCUCUUCAAUUCAGUACUCCGCCAGCCUCAGCUGGGCGUCUCCAGGAAUGGGUGGUCUUCAUAUUACCCUCUGCAGUCCCUUCUAAAUGGCUAUCAAUGCAGCUAUAAUGAUGAGCAUACUUCUUAUGGAGAAUCUGGAGCCCCAGUUCCCCCUUUUGGAUGCACCUUUUCUUCUGCCCCCAACAUGGAACACAUUUUAGCAGUUGCCAAUGAAGAAGGCUUUGUUAGAUUAUAUAACACAGAAACACAAAGUAGCAAAAAAAAGUGCUGCAAAGAAUGGAUGGCUCAUUGGAAUGCUGUCUUUGACUUGGCCUGGGUCCCUGGUGAACUUAAACUUGUUACAGUAUCAGGUGAUCAAUCAGCCAAGUUUUGGGAUGUGAAAGCCGGUGAGCUGAUUGGAACAUGCAAAGGUCAUCAGUGCAGCCUCAAGUCUGUUGCCUUCUCUAAGUUUGAGAAAGCUGUAUUUUGUACAGGUGGAAGAGAUGGCAAUAUUAUGGUCUGGGACAUCAGGUGCAACAAAAAAGAUGGGUUUUAUAGGCAAGUGAAUCAAAUCAGUGGUGCUCACAAUGCCUCAGACAAGCAAACCCCUUCAAAACCCAAGAAGAAGCAGAAUUCAAAAGGACUUGCUCCUUCUGUGGAUUACCAGCAAAGUGUUACUGUGGUCCUCUUUCAAGAUGAGAACACAUUAGUUUCAGCAGGAGCUGUGGAUGGGAUAAUCAAAGUCUGGGAUUUACGUAAGAAUUACACUACUUACCGACAAGAGCCCAUAGCAUCUAAAUCAUUCCUGUACCCAGGUAGCAGCACUCGAAAACUAGGAUACUCAAGUCUGAUUUUGGAUUCCACUGCCUCUACUUUAUUUGCUAAUUGCACAGAUGACAACAUCUAUAUGUUCAAUAUGACUGGAUUAAAAACUUCUCCAGUGGCUGUCUUCAAUGGACACCAGAACUCUACCUUUUACAUUAAAUCCAGUCUAAGUCCCGACGACCAGUUUUUAAUCAGUGGCUCAAGUGAUGAAGCUGCUUAUAUCUGGAAGGUCUCUCUACCCUGGCAUCCCCCCACCGUGCUCCUGGGUCAUUCUCAAGAGGUCACAUCUGUAUGCUGGUGUCCAUCCGACUUUACAAAGAUUGCUACCUGCUCUGAUGAUAAUACACUAAAACUGUGGCGCUUGAAUAGAGCCUUAGAGGAGAAACCACUGGGAGAUAAACAUUCCAUAGUGGGUUGGGCCUCUCAGAAGAAAAAAGAGAUAAGAGCGGGCCUGGUAGCAGUAACAAAUAACCAGAGUACUCCUGCCAAAGCACCCAGGGCAAAGAGCAGCCCAUCCAUGUCCUCCCCAUCAUCGGCAGCUUGUGCUCCAAGCUGUUCUGGAGACCUCCCACUUCCAUCAAAUACGCCAACAUUGUCCAUUAAGACCCCUCCUGCCAAGGUUUGGUCUCCUGUCAGCAGAAGAGGCUCCACCUCCUCUGUCUCUCCCAAGCCACUCCCAUCUUUCAAGAUGUCUCUUAGAAACUGGGUGACUCGAACGCCUUCCUCGUCACCUAUAAGUCCACCUGCUUCUGAGACAAAGAUCACAUCUCCAAGAAAAGCCCUCAUUCCUGUGAGCCAGAAAUCAUCCCAAGCAGACGCCUGCUCUGAGUCUAGAAAUAGAGUGAAGAGGCGGCUAGACUCAAGCUGUCUGGAGAGUGUGAAACAAAAGUGCGUGAAGAGUUGCAAUUGUGUGACUGAGCUGGAUGGCCAAGUUGAAAGUCUUCAUUUGGAUCUGUGCUGCCUUGCUGGCAACCAGGAAGACCUUAACAAGGACUCUCUAGGUCCCACCAAGUCAAGUAAGAGUGAAGGAGCUAGUACAAGUGUCUCUGAGCCUCCUUCUCCGGUCAGUCCUUACACUUCAGAAAGCUGUGGAAUGCUACCUCUUCCUAUGAGACCUUGUGGAGAAGGCUCUGAAGUGGUAGGCAAGGAGAAUAGCUCCCCAGAGAAUAAAAACUGGUUGUUGGCUAUGGCAGCCAAACGGAAGGCUGACACUUCAUCUCCACGAAGUCCGUCAGCCCAGACACCCAAUUCCAGGAGACAGAGUGCAAAGACAUCACCUGGCCCGGUCACCAUUACUCCCAGCUCCAUGAGGAAGAUCUGUACGUACUUUCAUAGGAAGUCUCAAGAUGAUUUCUGUAGCCCUGAACACUCGACAGAACUAUAGAUUCCAAUCUUGAGUGAGUUAACUGAACUUUGGCCCACUAACAAGAUGAAGAGAGUAACUCUAACUUUGCUCUUUAAAAAAAGUUGCCAUCUUUCAUUUUGAGAAAAUCUUUUCUACUCUUUAUUACACCUAGUCUGGUUCUACUUGCCGUGAAUAUCAGAGUGAAUAAUAGCUGUGUUUAAAUGUCAUAAAGUAACUUUGUCACUCUUGCAUUGUGAACGGAUAAUCUUUACCUUUUUAAAUUACACAUUUUAUAUAAUAAUGACAUCUCAGGUUAUAGAGGCAAAAGAGGAAGACAGUAUCUCUUUAACCUGAAAGUUCACUUAAACAGUGGAUGUCUGGCAGCUGCAGGACAGGCCUGUCGGAAGGCAAACUGCUGAAGACAUGCCCCACACAUCUGGAUCUUUUCUGCCUCAAACAAGCAUAAGUUUAUUUGAAAUAUAUAAGCUAAAGUGUGUAUAAAAAUGUCAUCAGAUUAGUUCAUUUAUACUGGUUCAUUGUUAAAAUAAAAUUUCUUGAU